Messenger RNA from Epithele typhae, 942 nucleotides. RefSeq lists its product as uncharacterized. Bases 1 to 942 code for a protein of 313 amino acids. NCBI's taxonomy places the organism in Eukaryota, Fungi, Basidiomycota, Agaricomycetes, Polyporales, Epitheliaceae. The record is from RefSeq and is a predicted model, not a curated record. The transcript is spliced from 3 exons.
AUGAUUGUCGUCAACACCCAUUCCCAAGACGCGUGCGACGUCAAGUCCCCGCCCGUCCCUGAAAAACAUCCACGGCCUGCUGAGGCCCCCUCUCCUCGGGUAGAGUCCGCGCUCCCUCCCCCUCCCCCAUAUUCUCCCCCUGCUGGUCCCAGUCGCGUCCCCGAACCGACCCCAGUGCGCUCGGAGCCGAUCUUCCAGCCUCACAACCCCCAGACCGUCAACCGUUUUGAGGUCUUCUCAAAGCAUGCCCCAGUCUCAGGCACCUACCUUAUCGACCCCGCCCUCCCCUCUCCCACCUCCGGCCUCUCUUGCCGCAUGUGCCGGGAGCAGGACCGCGCCUGGGGCGAGUCGCACCACAAGUCCGACGUCCACGCCUCCUUCACCACCCGGCACGGCGCCCUCACCCUCGACCUCGCCCUCGUCGCCCCGCCCUUCGCCUACGGCCGCGAGCCGACCCGCGUCGACGUCCACAGCCAGCACGGCCGUAUCCUCCUCGACGUGCACGACGCCGCCCCCUCCCGCGCGCUCGACCUCCUCGUCGAGACCGCGUACGGCAAGAUCACCGUAUACCUCCCGCCCACAUUCUCCGGCCCGCUCGUCAUCGGCACCCACCACGGGAACGCGAGCCUGCUCCCCAGUCUCGCCGCGCGCACGCGCACGCUGCGCGCGACGGACAGCGAGACGCUCUGUGUCGUUUCCGCGCCCGGGCAGCCCCCGAACGCGCUCGUGGACAUCAAGGCGACGGACCCGGGCCAGGACCGCGCGCUCGUCCGCUCGAAGCACGGCAAGAUCCUCAUCGGCAUCAGCGGGGUCGACCGCGAGCCUGAAGCGGCACGCGGCGGGGGGCUGUUCGAGACGCUGGGGCGGAUCCUCGAGAGUCAAGGCGCGGCGUUCGGGACGUAUGUCGCUGAGGGCAGGCGCGCAAGCUGGAGAGGAAGCUGA